Paramecium tetraurelia is the source of this 945-nucleotide messenger RNA. RefSeq lists its product as uncharacterized. The record is from RefSeq and is a predicted model, not a curated record. The transcript is spliced from 3 exons. Lineage: Eukaryota; Ciliophora; Oligohymenophorea; Peniculida; Parameciidae.
AUGAAUCCCUUCUUGCCCAAAGCUAUACCCAAAGGAAGUAGAAUCAAAACAAUACUAGAGUGCGUACUUUUAUCAAUAAGAUUGCCAAUCUUUUUAGGAUUGACUUUACAAAUAAUAAUCUUUAAUGACUUACUCUUUAGAAAAUUACAAAACCAAGAAUUUCGUCAAAGUGUUCAUAAGUUUAUUAGAAUCAUAAUAUUGCUACACAACUUCUUCAUCGGAAGAGCUUUAUUGUUGUUGAUGGGAUUCUAUAAUGUCAAAUCAAUGUUCUCAAAUUCUGCUUAGAAUUAGAAGCCUUAAAAUUUACAAUCAUAUAGCUUGUUAUGUUCAAGGACCUCUCCCAUCGAUGUUUUUACUCUUAUUACUUACUUCUCUCCCUCAUUUACUCAUGUUUCCUUAUACAAGAGAAGAGUGCGAUACCAAUUAAUAAGUUACUAUUAGGCAAUCAUUGAUUCAUUCUAAAUUGAAAAGUGUGGUUUUAAGAUGUUUAGAAGUGGAAAAGAUAUAAGAGAAUUAAUGGAACUGAUAGACAAGCAAAGAAGUGGACCCUUGAUAGUCUUUUGGGAAGGAGGAGUAUCGAAUGGUUAGCAUUUCCUAAAAAUCGACGAGUUAAUGAUAAAAGAAGCGAGCAAGAUAAAUUCUUAUUCAAAAUAAAGAUAACACGUAGCAAAGUAUAACUCUUCAAAUCCAACUGGACUGUUGAGUAUUUUAACUAAUAGCAGAGUAUUACUGGUUGGGAAUUCAUGGAUGAGGAUGUUGUAUAAUCUAUUGGUUAAUUGGAGUUGCGGUUUACAGAUGCAUUUCUUAAGAGUGCCAUAUUUUGUAUUUUCUGAUUGUCGAUUUGGUGAGUUUUAUAAUCAAUUUGUUCAUAAUAUGUUAAUGCGAAAAUUAAGUAAGAAGAAUUGGAUGGAUUAUAGAACCAAAUUUAUUAGGGAUAUAAAUUGA